Molecule: messenger RNA, 1551 nt
Organism: Struthio camelus australis
Lineage: Eukaryota; Metazoa; Chordata; Aves; Struthioniformes; Struthionidae
Source: the annotation of a RefSeq genome assembly
GUGACCUUCAUUACUCGAUGACUUUUUUCAACAAAUCACAAAGACAUUGGCACCCUAUAUCUCAUCUUCGGCGCAUGAGCGGGUAUAGUGGGCACAGCCCUCAGCCUGCUCAUUCGUGCAGAAUUAGGACAACCAGGGACACUACUUGGAGACGAUCAAAUCUACAAUGUAAUCGUUACCGCUCAUGCCUUCGUAAUAAUUUUCUUCAUAGUUAUACCAGUAAUAAUUGGUGGCUUUGGAAACUGACUAGUUCCACUUAUAAUUGGUGCCCCAGACAUAGCCUUCCCCCGAAUAAAUAAUAUAAGUUUCUGACUACUUCCACCCUCCUUUCUACUCCUACUGGCAUCAUCAACCGUCGAAGCCGGAGCAGGAACUGGAUGAACUGUUUAUCCGCCCCUAGCAGGUAACCUCGCCCACGCUGGAGCCUCUGUUGACCUCGCCAUCUUCUCACUACACCUAGCUGGUGUUUCUUCUAUCCUAGGUGCAAUCAACUUUAUUACAACAGCCAUUAACAUAAAACCCCCAGCCCUUUCACAAUACCAAACCCCUCUAUUCGUGUGAUCAGUCCUAAUCACCGCCAUCCUACUACUACUAUCACUCCCAGUACUCGCUGCAGGUAUUACCAUGCUCCUCACGGACCGAAAUCUCAAUACCACAUUCUUUGAUCCCGCGGGAGGAGGAGACCCCGUCCUAUACCAACACCUCUUCUGAUUCUUCGGACACCCUGAAGUCUAUAUCCUAAUUCUCCCUGGCUUCGGAAUUAUCUCUCAUGUAGUUACGUACUAUGCUGGUAAAAAGGAACCAUUCGGAUAUAUAGGAAUAGUUUGGGCUAUACUAUCUAUUGGAUUCCUGGGCUUUAUCGUAUGGGCUCACCAUAUGUUCACAGUAGGCAUAGACGUGGAUACCCGAGCCUACUUCACAUCAGCCACAAUAAUUAUUGCCAUUCCGACCGGUAUCAAAGUAUUUAGCUGAUUAGCCACCCUACAUGGAGGAACAAUUAAAUGAGACCCGCCCAUCCUAUGAGCUCUGGGCUUCAUCUUCCUCUUCACUAUUGGAGGUCUAACUGGCAUCGUACUAGCAAACUCCUCACUAGAUAUUGCCCUGCACGAUACAUAUUACGUAGUAGCUCACUUCCACUAUGUUCUCUCCAUAGGAGCAGUAUUUGCCAUCCUGGCAGGAUUUACACACUGAUUCCCCCUAUUCACGGGCUACACCCUCCACCCGACAUGAGCAAAAGCACACUUCGGAGUGAUAUUCACAGGAGUAAAUCUAACCUUCUUCCCUCAACAUUUCCUAGGCCUAGCCGGCAUGCCACGACGAUAUUCAGACUACCCAGAUGCCUAUACACUAUGAAACACUAUAUCAUCCAUCGGCUCACUAAUCUCUAUAACAGCCGUAAUCAUACUAAUAUUUAUCAUCUGAGAAGCAUUUUCAUCAAAACGAAAAGUCCUUCAACCAGAACUAAUCGCCACUAAUAUUGAAUGAAUCCACGGCUGCCCACCUCCCCACCACACCUUUGAAGAACCAGCCUUCGUUCAAGUCCAAGAAAGG